UCCAACAUGUAUGCUCGUCUGUUUGUUGUGGUCUUUCUUUCUGUAUGGCAAGUUGAUGCGGAGUACCACACUUUCCAGUGGCAAAGCUGCACUACUGAUACAGUUCACCAGGCACUAAAGGUUCACUCUGUGGCUGUGAAUCCUACACCAGUCCUGACCCCCGGGCCACUCCACAUUUCCUUCACAGCUUCUGUUCUCAAACAAAUAGAAGCAGGAGCAGCAAUCCAGUUCGAUAUUACCCGCCACACCGCUCUAGGAGCUGAUGUACAUAUUCCUUGCGUAGGGGAUCUGGGAAGCUGCAUCCUUGAUGGCUGUUCUGUCAUUGACAAUAUGCUCAAUGGAACCCGACAAGGACAGCGAGACCUGGGCCUGCAGAUUAAGAAGAUGUUCGAAUCCGUGGGGGUAUUCACUCACUGCCCUAUCGCCGUUCAGAACAUAACCAUCUCUAAUUAUAAAAUCGACAUCGCCGAAUUGGACCCUGCUCUUAAUUUCAUUGCUGAUGGUGACUAUACCAUAAAAGCAACAGUUUUACAUCCAAGCACAGGAAUUCAACUUGGCUGCUUUCAAUUCAAUAUCACAUUGAAAAGAAAGUCAACAGGUGGUGGCUGGUUGCUGGGGAGAAAACGCCGAAGCUACAAGAAUGCUCAAUGAUCUAUGUGCCGUUUAAUUGACCUCUGU
This is a messenger RNA of Saccostrea echinata, 678 nucleotides long. Its product is annotated as ganglioside GM2 activator-like. Gene Ontology annotation, molecular function: lipid carrier activity; enzyme activator activity. Gene Ontology annotation, cellular component: cytoplasmic side of plasma membrane. Lineage: Eukaryota; Metazoa; Mollusca; Bivalvia; Ostreida; Ostreidae. The transcript is spliced from 4 exons. Gene Ontology annotation, biological process: ganglioside catabolic process; lipid transport. Bases 7 to 651 code for a protein of 214 amino acids. The record is from RefSeq and is a predicted model, not a curated record.